Macroventuria anomochaeta is the source of this 813-nucleotide messenger RNA. Its product is annotated as EF-hand. Gene Ontology annotation, cellular component: intracellular membrane-bounded organelle; membrane; cytosol. Bases 1 to 813 code for a protein of 270 amino acids. The record is from RefSeq and is a predicted model, not a curated record. The transcript is spliced from 3 exons. Gene Ontology annotation, molecular function: calcium ion binding. Lineage: Eukaryota; Fungi; Ascomycota; Dothideomycetes; Pleosporales; Didymellaceae.
AUGUUCCCGUCGCCGUCGCCGCCGCCGCAUCACAUACCUCUGCUUGAACAAGAGCAUCCACCGCUCAAGUCUGCGCGUCAACACAAUGUCAAUAUACCGCAUCCCACCGAUCCGGAAUACGCCCAUUACAGAUCCGUACAGCAUGUUGCGCUUGCAAAUGCUGUCAGCGAGCUUUGGAAGGAGCUGUCUUCGCGGAGCGCUGUGGAACAUCUGAAAUUAGAGAGCGAAAAGCUGAUCGUACGAUACUACAGCCAGAGUAAGCUCUCACAGCAGGAGCUGGCCGAUCUCCAGAAGGCCACCCACUUCGACAAGAAGGAGUUGCAGCAAUGGUACAAGGGUUUCCUGAAGGACUGCCCAUCCGGCAUGCUCACUAAGGAGGAGUUCCAGAAGAUCUACAAACAAUUCUUCCCGUUCGGGGAUCCGUCAUCGUUUGCAGAUUACGUCUUUAAUGUCUUCGACGCGGACAAGUCAGGCACCAUCGACUUCAAGGAAUUCAUCUGCGCGCUCAGCGUUACAAGUCGAGGAAAGAUGGAGGACAAGCUUGACUGGGCAUUCCAGCUGUACGACAUCGACGGCGACGGCAAGAUUAGCUACGAGGAAAUGCUGGCGAUUGUAGAGGCCAUCUACAAAAUGGUCGGCUCCAUGGUCAAACUUCCCGAGGACGAAGAUACUCCAGAGAAGCGUGUGCGCAAGAUCUUCCGGAUGAUGGACAAGGAUGAGAACGGCAGCUUAGACAUGGCCGAGUUUAAGGAAGGCUCCAAGCGUGACGAGACGAUCGUAUCAGCGCUGUCUCUCUACGACGGGCUGGUGUAG